AUGGCAAACCCCCAAGAACCCCCCCACAUCCUCAUCCUAGGCGCCGGCGUAAUCGGCCUAACAACCUCCCUCGUCCUCUCGCACACCUACCCGACCACAAAAGUAACAAUAGCCGCAACCCACUUCCCCGGCGACCGCUCCAUACACUACACCUCCCCCUGGGCCGGCGCAAACUGGUCCUCCAUGGCCACCGACAACGGCCCCCUUGAAAACUACGACGCCGUAACUUUCCGCCGCUUCGGCGAGCUCAUCGACGGUCAGUCCGUAUUUGGGUGCCGAGCCGUUCGCGCUGGCGAAAUUGAAAAUUCGAGCGGUGGUGGGAUGGGGGGGAAUGAAGUGGGGUUGGGGCGGAUGGGCAUGUGGGCUGUGUUUGAUACGCCGAUUGAGGAGGCAGGGAUUCUGAGUGAGGGGACGGGGAGGGUAUGGUAUGAUGAGCUAGUUGGGGGGUUGAGGGAGUUGGAUAAGGAGAGGUUGCCGAGGGAUGCGGUGUUUGGGGUUGAGAUUCCGGCGACUUUUCGGAUUAAUACGCAGGUUUAUUUGCAGUGGUUACAACAUCAGGCCCUAACUAAAGGGAUCACUUUGCUUCGCCGCCAUUAUACCUCUGUGGCUUCGUUGCUGGAAGACGUACCAUCUGCCACCCUCCUCGUCAACGCCACAGGUCUUGGUUCCUUGUCUCUAACAGACAUCCGCGAUACGAAUCUGUACCCGACCCGUGGCCAGACGCUGCUGGUUGCGGAACCCAAAGUCCCGAUUGAGAGAAUGUAUGAAUAUGAGAGGCUGGGGUAUCUUCGCUCCCCCCACCGCAUCGACCCAACAUGCACAUACGUCUUCCCACGCCCGCUGGGCGGUGGCGUUAUUCUAGGCGGCUCUCGCCAAGACAAUGAUUGGAGCGCUGAGUGGGAUGAGGAGCUUGGUCAAGAUAUUUUGAGGCGGUGCUGUGAGCUGUGUCCUGAGUUGGGGAAGCCGGAGGAGGUGCAGGUUUUGGCGAAGAAUGUGGGGUUGAGACCGUCGAGAAAAGGAGGCAUGAGGAUUGAGACCGAGGUGGGCAAGUGGAAAGUGCCUGUUGUGCAUUGUUAUGGGCAUGCUGGGGCGGGAUAUCAGGCUUCUUGGGGAUCUGCUGAGCGCGUGCUGGAGCUUGUGCAAAAGAUACUUGCACCAGGUGCAAAGCUUUGA
Messenger RNA from Bipolaris victoriae FI3, 1173 nucleotides. RefSeq lists its product as hypothetical. Gene Ontology annotation, molecular function: D-amino-acid oxidase activity; FAD binding. The record is from RefSeq and is a predicted model, not a curated record. The transcript is spliced from 5 exons. The coding region runs from base 1 to 1173 and encodes 390 amino acids. NCBI's taxonomy places the organism in Eukaryota, Fungi, Ascomycota, Dothideomycetes, Pleosporales, Pleosporaceae.